AUGCUUGCACAUUCGAUGGACACGCCUAACCGCAAACGACCACGGCCACCAGCCAAGAUGCGUCGUCGCUCGUCGCUCGCCGCUCUCAACUCGAGCACAGCCAGUUCGAGGACGCUGACGUCGUCCCCGCCUCCGGCAUACGCGAGCACACCCUCCGACGAGUUGGUUGUACCAACGGACAGCCACUCGUUCCCUGAAACCCUUUUGGGUUCUCCUGUCCCUUCGUCUUUUAGGUUCAAACCGUUGGAUCCUAUGUCGCCUGGACCGGGGACGGGUAGUGGUAGUGGAGGCCCCCAGGAGUGGAUCGACGAAAAGUCGAGAGAGGAGUUGGCAGAGUUGUUGGUUAAAGCUGAGGAUAUUAUCAAGGAGCGUGAAAAUGAACUGGGCAUGACAGCGGCCGUCGUCAAAGGAUUAUACGAAACCAACAUUGCGCUCAAGUCGAAACACGAGGCGUUCCUGUCUCGCUUACCGGUCUCUUCCUCACCGCGUGCUACACCCCCGCCAGCCAGCUCAUCGCCAGACGACGACCUCCACCUCAUCGUCUCGCGCAACAACAGCUACUCGAGCACGGACUCGGUCAAUUAUGACAGCUCACCUGUCGCACCCGUACCCCCGCCCUUCUACCGACGCCAUGCCCGCCACGUCUCGAUGUCGACGAACGAAAUCUCCCUCCUGGCGGACCAAAAUGCGGAAUUGAUGCAGAAAAUUGAGCAGCUCGAGUCCGAGUCGAACUCGGCGGACCAGGCUGGGAGGAGGGAGUUGAAGAGGUUGGAGAAGGAGAUUGCGUCGCUGCGUGAGGCGCUGGAGAAGACGCAGGCGAAGAGCCAGGAGUUGGAGGAGAAGACGAAGGGGUUGGAUAAGGGUAUUGAUCGGGUUGUUGAGGAUGCGUGGAAGAAAAAGAGGGAGAGGGAGUUGAGGAUUCAGGCGUUGAAGAGUGCGGGGAGGGAGGAGACGCCUGGCAAGGCUAGGGAUUUUGCACCGCGGGGGUCGACGUUUGGGUACCAUGCGUUCUCGAGGUCCAUGAGCAACCUAGCGGAAUUCGAAGACGACGACAUCGAUCAGGAUGGGGUCGAUGAAGACGAGACGUUGACGAACGACAAGGCGCCGCUUUUCGUACCGCCUGAACAUGAAAUUAUUACGCAGCUUCUGCGCAAGGUGCAAGAGCUGGAGGAGACGAAUUCGAAGAUUUUGCAGCAGCAGAAGGAGACGGUGAAUCAGCUGCAGGCGGUCCAGCGUGAUGCGGAGCAGAUGAGCAAGAUGUAUGAGGGCCUUGGGGAUCCUCAGGAUUUGGACGUUGACGUUGAAGACGUUGACGCGGACAGUUGUGUCAAGUUUGGAAGUUCGCCGAGGAAAGCCGGUUCGUUCAAUUCGAGGAAGAGGUCGAAGGAGAGGAAGUCGCUGGCCGGUUUGUUUGAAGACCAGCCUUCGUCAUCGUCCUCGGUCCACCCGCUCUAUGCCUCCUGGAAUGGGAACGACGGUCGACACCGGUCUUCCUACUCCUUGGACUCGAAUACCGGCCUUGCCUCUCCAGCUCUAUCCACCCUCAGCUUCCUCAACUCUCCUCACAUGGAACUCGACGAACUUUCCCCUGCUGGACCUCGACGUACCCUCGACGCAGAACUCGGGAAGUACCUCAAAGGCGAGGAGUACUGGAGUGGGUCGUAUCGCGGUUUCAACCACUUGCGUACACACUCUCUUUCGAACCUCAGUCAAUGGUCGGCUCCAGCAUCACCGUCUCCCAAUGCGGGUUUGGGUCUUCCCAAUGUCGCUUCCCUGGCUAUCUCCAAUCCGCCAUCCUCUUCUUCGCUGGGGAACAACGUCCCGCUUGUAGUGGAGCCGAAACCGUCACCACUGCCUACCCCUCCUAACCAAGGAUUGCACCUCUCCGUUGACCCGCCCACUCCCGAAAAAGAAAAGCGAGUUCGCCCUAGCCCUAGCGGUUCCUCCCUUCGUGCUCAAGACAACCAACAACUCCACCCAGGCAGCAAGUCCCCCCGCCAACAAUUCAUCUCUCAAAGGAUCCGGGAUCGACGAGCAAGGUGGGAAGACGAGAGGUUCGGCUCGCUGUCUUCCAUCUCCUCAUCUGUAUGGGGUGAGGCAUCGGGUUCGAAACCUGAGCCCGUCUUCGUCGCGCCGUCUCCUGGUCCGCCUGCUGUGUUGCGUGGUCAGCCGGGUGCGAAACCCAAGAUGCCGAGGAGGAUCACGAGCAUCGUUGAUAGUCUCGUCGACCAGUUCGAUGGUGCCGCCGCAGGAGGUGUCGUGCGCAAUAGGAGCAGGACCAGGUUCGCGACGCCUGAUACGGAGAGUGGGUACGAGGAGAGUGAUGAAGGGGAUUACGAUGAGUAUACGGAUGAAGGAGCGUUUGGAGAUUCGUCGUUUGAGACUACCGAGUACGACGAGGACGAUGAUGAAGAUGGAUAUGAUGAUGACGACGAUACUGAAGGCGACGAGCCGCAUCUCAAGACACCGCAACUCGCGGAAGGCAAUGCACUCCAAUUACACCAAACGCGAUCCCCGACGUCGGUUUCGUUUGCCAACCCUACUGCGUCUCCAUCGUCCGGCAACAAGAAGAAAGCGCCUGGGAGUAAAUGGGGCAACGUCCUCCUCGAGCUGUGGUUGUGGCUGCAGUUUGCAGUUAUUAUCUUUGUGUUCUUGUUUGCAAUGGCGAAGAGGGGUCCGAAGGCUGUUUUGGCUGAUGCGGAGGGGAGAGGAGGGAGGACGAGGAAGGUGUCGUUGCAUGCCAGGAGGCAUUGA
Molecule: messenger RNA, 2754 nt
Organism: Coprinopsis cinerea okayama7#130
Lineage: Eukaryota; Fungi; Basidiomycota; Agaricomycetes; Agaricales; Psathyrellaceae
Exons: 2
Coding region: 1-2754 (917 amino acids)
Source: RefSeq, a predicted model, not a curated record